GCUGAUUAUGUGAAUAUUGUAAGUCCAUAACAAACCAAAGCAUGGAUUCGUGGGAUUCGUAGAACCUUAUUAAAUCUGAUUUAAUUAAUUAAAAACUAGUUGUACAGUGAACUUGAGAGUGUUGAAAGAUGAAUCGAACUUUGCGGAUAGGUACGUUUGUUGGUCGGGUCCAGCAUUCCAGACAUUAUACGUCUCACGCGCGGAGAACCGUUCUCCGGCAAGAUCAGUCUAAAAUACCCGUUCACGAGUACCCAGUCGCCAAGCCGACCGAUACCCGAGUGUACGUGUGGGGCCUGGCCGCGACCGGUGCCCUCGGCGUACAGACCUCGGUCAAGAAGCAAGCCAAAGCUCACACGGAUGUGAUUCAGCAUCCCAGUAGGUUGAAUUUUGCCGAAAACCGAGACAUCGUGGACGUGGCCGCCGGAUACGGCUUCUCGGUGUUCGCGGCCAAGUGUCGCAACGGAAAGAGUCUGUGGGGAACGGGUAUCAACACUGAUGCGCAGAUCGGGUAUCAUAAACUCGGUGGCAAGCAUCGAAAACCGUUCGUGCUGCUCAUCUACCCCGCUCCGAUUGAUUUCACCUCGGUGGAAGGUCACGAGAAGGAGGUGGAGAUCGUGAAGGUGGCCGCCGGAAGGGCCCACACGCUGGCGCUGGCCAAGGAUGGAGUGGUUUAUGCCUUCGGGAGCAAUGCCUAUGGACAGUGCGGCAGGGAGAUCGUCCGGGGUGAGGAUUACUUUAAUGCACCGGUAAUUAACCGGAUCAAGGACCUGGGAGGAAGGCAGGAUGACCCGAUUGUGGAAGUGGAUUGUGGUCAGGAUCAUAGCUUCUUCCUCACGGCGUCGGGUCGAUUGUAUUCCUGCGGAUGGAGCGAUGACGGCCAAACCGGUCAGGGCAGAUUUGGCCAGGUGAGCACCCCAUCGGAAGUCGAAGGUGACUUGAAGGGGGAGAAAAUCUGCAAGGUGACCGGUACUUCCGACACGGUGCUGGCUUUAACUGACAAGGGUGAAGUGUUUGGUUGGGGUAACACUGAGUACGGCCAGUUGGCUACCGAUUCCGAUGACAAUCCUCAAAUUACUCUGCCGAGGCAUUUAAGCUUCCUGAAAGAGUGCGGCAAAAUUGUAGACAUCGCUGCCGGCGGUUCUUUCUGCAUGGUGCUCAAUGAAAAUGGCGACGUAUUCUCCUGGGGGUACGGCAUUCUCGGAUUCGGUCCGGAGGUGGGCCAUCAAGCACGUCCAACGCAAAUCCCGCCGACCUUGUUCGGGCGAAACGAUUUCAAUCCCAACGUGAGGGUGCGGGCCAUUUCGGCGGGAUUGAUUCACAGCGGGGCUAUCAACGAUCAGGACGAUCUGUACAUGUGGGGUCAUAAUCGGUACGGCUGUUUGGGAUUCGGCCACAAGAAGGAUCAGUUCUUUCCGCUCAAGGUGGCCGUUAGCGCACGGGUGAUGAAGAUCAGCUGCGGGGUGGAUCACACUUUGGCGCUGUGUAAAGCAUUUGUUUGAAAAGGCUCUUAUCUUAAUUUAGCACGUAGUGACAAUAAAAGCUUUGAAAACAUUCGAUAA
Messenger RNA from Aedes albopictus (Asian tiger mosquito), 1559 nucleotides. Its product is annotated as RCC1-like G exchanging factor-like protein. Gene Ontology annotation, molecular function: guanyl-nucleotide exchange factor activity; rRNA binding. Gene Ontology annotation, cellular component: mitochondrial inner membrane. The record is from RefSeq and is a predicted model, not a curated record. Lineage: Eukaryota; Metazoa; Arthropoda; Insecta; Diptera; Culicidae. Bases 129 to 1499 code for a protein of 456 amino acids. Gene Ontology annotation, biological process: positive regulation of mitochondrial translation. The transcript is spliced from 4 exons.